AUGUUCGGUAAUAAGGAGAAGAAAGAAAAGCCAGACAAAGAUGCUUUUAAAACAGCACUCACUCAAUGCAAUUUUCGACAAAUUCAGAAGCUUUUCAGUGAAUAUCAGAGUAUGACUGGUGAACCGUUGCAGGCUGGGAUUGAAAAAGUAUUUAGUGGUGAUGCCAAGAUUGCUUACUUGGCACUUGUAGAUAAUAUUCAAAAUAAACCACGCUUCUUCGCAAAGCUACUGUACGAUUCUAUGAAGGGGCUUGGCACUAUUGAUCACCAGUUGAUACGAAUUAUUGUCUCACGAUCCGAAAUUGAUUUAGCGUUGAUCCGAGAUGAGUUCGAGAAAAUGUACAAGAAAUCGUUGAUUGAUUGGAUCAAGUCGGAAUGUUCAGGACCUUAUCGUGAUGCAUUGAUUGUAAUCGUGAAAGGAAACUGA
Molecule: messenger RNA, 426 nt
Organism: Thelazia callipaeda (thelaziosis nematode)
Lineage: Eukaryota; Metazoa; Nematoda; Chromadorea; Rhabditida; Thelaziidae
Source: the annotation of a GenBank genome assembly